Molecule: messenger RNA, 1302 nt
Organism: Pseudomassariella vexata
Lineage: Eukaryota; Fungi; Ascomycota; Sordariomycetes; Amphisphaeriales; Pseudomassariaceae
Product: P-loop containing nucleoside triphosphate hydrolase protein
Exons: 2
Coding region: 1-1302 (433 amino acids)
Biological process (GO): vacuole organization; endosomal transport
Molecular function (GO): ATP hydrolysis activity; ATP binding
Source: RefSeq, a predicted model, not a curated record
AUGUCCAACACCGACUUCCUGGGCCGGGCGAUCGACACGGUCCGCCGCGCCAUCGAUGCCGAUAACGGAAACCAGUACGACAAGGCAUACCAACUGUACUACCAAUCUCUCGAGCUGUUCAUGCUCGCGCUCAAAUGGGAGAAGAAUCCCAAAUCCAAGGAAAUGAUCCGCUCCAAGACGGCUGAAUACAUGGACCGCGCCGAAAAGCUCAAAGCUCAUCUCUCCGACGCCGAUGCAAAGCGAAAGAAACCCGGAAUGGUAGGUGCUAACGGCUCCACGACGGGCGGAACCGGCAAAGGCAAACAAGAUGGAGAGGACGGAAUUGACGAGGAUAGUAAGAAACUGCGCAAUGCGCUGGCGGGAGCCAUUCUUCAGGACAGACCAAAUGUUAAGUGGGACGACGUCGCGGGUCUUGAUGGCGCAAAGGAGGCACUGAAGGAGGCGGUUCUGCUGCCCAUCAAAUUCCCGCAUCUGUUCGUGGGCAAGCGCAAACCGUGGAAGGGCAUCCUGCUGUAUGGACCUCCGGGAACGGGAAAGAGUUAUUUGGCGAAGGCUGUGGCUACUGAGGCGAAUAGUACUUUUUUCAGUGUGAGCAGUUCGGAUCUGGUCAGCAAGUGGAUGGGUGAGAGUGAGCGAUUGGUCAAGCAACUGUUUGCCAUGGCGCGCGAGAACAAGCCCUCGAUCAUCUUUAUUGAUGAAGUCGAUGCCCUCUGUGGCCCGAGAGGCGAGGGUGAAUCGGAGGCAAGCAGACGUAUCAAGACGGAAAUGCUGGUGCAGAUGGACGGCGUGGGCAACGACUCGACCGGUGUGUUGGUUCUGGGUGCGACGAACAUCCCUUGGCAACUCGAUGCGGCCAUCCGGAGACGUUUCCAGCGACGAGUUCACAUUAGUUUGCCCGAUAUUGCCGCGCGAACUACCAUGUUCAAGAUCGCAAUAGGCGAGACGCCGACGACGCUGAAGUCCGACGACUACAGGGAGUUGGCCAAGUUGGCUGAGGGUUAUUCGGGAAGUGAUAUCACGAUUGCCGUGCAGGAUGCCUUAAUGCAGCCAGUACGGAAGAUUCAACAGGCUACACAUUUUAAGGAGGCGAAUGGCGUGGUCCGCGUGACACCCUGUAGUCCCGGCGAUCCAGGCGCCAAGGAGAUGACAUGGGACGACAUCGAGGCCGAAGCAUUACUCGAGCCGCUCGUCGACUUCAAGGAUUUCGUGAAGGCCAUCAAGGGAUCGCGGCCAACAGUCAGUAAUGCGGAUCUCACGCGGAAUGCCGAAUGGACCCAUGAGUUUGGCAGUGAAGGCAACUAG